ACAUUUUGGUUCUCUAAAAAAAGGUGGAACGGAUGGGAACAGAACAGAACACUCUAUUAAAAAAAAUUACACAGACAAAAUUACCCCUAGGUAUAUACUCUCAUUCACACUUGACUCUUCUCAUUCUCGAUCAAACCUUGUUGGUUCCACCUCGUCACCUCUGCAAUUGUGGCUUCGCAAUUCACCUCGUCACCUCCUGCAAUUCACCUCGUCACCUCCUUCAAGCUAUGGAGAAUGAACCAAAUGGUGAUCCAAAGAAGAGUUGUAGCUGGACUUUGAUAGAAGAGGAGAAUCUUAUGAAUAUUUUACAAGAAUUGGUUGUUGAAGGUCAGAAACAACCAAAUGGAAAAUUUAAUGCAGGAGCACAUGAGACAACUGUCCAAAGAAUGAGAGCUAGAAUGCAAGGUAUUGACAUUACUUCUAAACAUGUGGUGAAUAAGUUGAAACGGUGGAACGCAAAAUAUGUUGCAGUGUUUGACAUGAUAAAUACAAGUGGAUUUGGAUGGGACGAGGCUAGGAAAUGUGUUAUAGUUGAUAGCCCAGAAGUGUUGCAACAAUAUUUAGCGCAUCACCCGAGAGCUCAAAAUGUUGUCAACAAACCUUAUCCUGAAUUUGAGAAGAUGCAAAUCAUAUUUGGAAAGGAUCGUGCUGAUGGUCACAUUGCUGAGUCAUUUGUUGAUGCUGUGGAAAAUACUCAACAGGAAAAUGAUUUAGGCAAUGGGGCCACUCAAGAAGAGAGUGAGAUUCCUAUUAACUCACCUCCACCUGUUAGUGCUCCAGGAUCAUCCUCAGUGUCUCGAGCUUCAAAAAAACGUGCUAGAGAAAAUGAUAGAUUAAUAGCAUGUGUUGAAGCUUUUGCUACAAGUGUUGCAACGGCAAAUAAUAAUAUGACAAUGGUGGCUCAACGCUUUGCACCUCCAAACCAAGAGCAUGACUUGGUUGCAGAUGAACUCAAAAAGAUGAACUUAACUCGUGCUGAUCGUAUUGAAGCAACCAUUAAGAUAGCAAAAUGUCCUACACUUACAGGGUUGUUUCUCAAGAUGGAUGGAGAAGACAGAGAUGAAUUCGUUAAUAACAUUCUCAAGGAUUCCAACUAGAUGCUAUGAAGGAAGACAUUUAUGGAUUUGGUUAUGUUUUUUGGUGCAAACAUUAUUAUGGUGUUUUGAUUUACUUCUUAUUAAAAAUUUUAUUUUAUUUUGGUGACAGUAGAACAAUAUCUAUUGUUAUGAUACUUUUGAUGAAUUGAAAUUUCACUUCAAA
Lotus japonicus is the source of this 1260-nucleotide messenger RNA. RefSeq lists its product as uncharacterized. The coding region runs from base 33 to 1097 and encodes 354 amino acids. Lineage: Eukaryota; Viridiplantae; Streptophyta; Magnoliopsida; Fabales; Fabaceae. The record is from RefSeq and is a predicted model, not a curated record. The transcript has 3 exons.